Messenger RNA from Actinia tenebrosa (Australian red waratah sea anemone), 2297 nucleotides. RefSeq lists its product as uncharacterized. Gene Ontology annotation, molecular function: transaminase activity; pyridoxal phosphate binding; identical protein binding. The record is from RefSeq and is a predicted model, not a curated record. Lineage: Eukaryota; Metazoa; Cnidaria; Anthozoa; Actiniaria; Actiniidae.
CUAGACUCACUGAUACAGAACUCACUUCCAAAGUAAGGUCACCCUUGAUUCCAGCAUAUCCGUUCCUGCUGGCUGAAAUUUUUCCAUCACUUAAUUAGUAAAUUGUCUUGGAAGAAGGAUGUAUACAGCCAAGAACGCCGUGGUAGAAUCUCCAUACCAUUUCCUCACCACCAACCUUAUUCCAGGAACCGAACGCCGACUUGUACACGGUAAAGGAGCGGUGGUAACCGACGACAGAGGCAAACCGUAUAUAGAUCUAAGCUCCUCUACACUUAACAUGUCUUUUGGGCACCAAGAUCCUCACAUCACUGGAGCAGUCAAGGAGCAGAUGGACAAGGUUUGGUUUGUCGCAUCGGCGUUUAAUAAUCCCGCAUUCAUUGAGCUUUCUCGACUACUGGUUGAGGUUGCCCCCGAAGGCAUCUCAUCUGUUAAUGUUCGUUCAUGCAACGGCAGUGAUGCUGUGGAGAAUGCAAUCAAAAUUGCUCGCAGCCACACACGACGUAAGAAGUUAUUGUGCGCAAGACAUGCCUGGCAUGGCGAAUCAAUUUCUACGUUGGGGUUGUCAUCUAUGCAUGCUUACUAUCGGGUAGGGUACCUCCCAGACGUUUUCCAUGCAGAGGAAGAAUCCCUCGAAUCGUUGAUAGAACUCAUCAAGAUGCAUCCCGAUGCCGCAGCAGUGGUUCUCGAUCCUCUUGGUGUUGCAUCUGGCAUGUACGACCCAACAACCUUAAAACAAAACCUCUACGACAUUCGAGAGUUGUGCAGUAAGUCUGGCAUUGUCAUGGUCUUCGAUGAGAUCCAGACCUUCGGUGGUUACAUGGGGGAUAGUUUGUUUGCUAGUGGUCGCUAUGGUGUGACCCCAGAUAUAAUUUGCAUCGGAAAAGCCCUCGGUGCAGGGAUACCAAUCAGUGCCAUCUUGUGCCAAGGGUUCCUAAGAGGAGUUUUGCUAGCCAAAGAAGGCGAGCUUACUUAUGGUGGGCAGCCUCUUGGCUGUGUUGCUGCUGCUGCAGUCAUUAACGCAUUUAAGGCAAAACGAAAACACGUGUCCACGAACCUUGCUCACUUUGAAGAAGCUGCGCGGAAGCUUCGAAGCGACUUUCAGAACUCAGACCUUCGAAUCCGUCAAAAUGGAUUCUUUUUGACAGUAACACGCAAAGAUGGCAAGUUUGCAGGAAACUGGAUGAAAGUGGUCAGUAAGAAGUGUCUGGAGCAAGGUCUCCUUGUUCGUAAGAACCAAGGCAAAUCCAUUCUCAUCAAACCCCCUGUGAUCAUCCCCUCUGAUGUCAUCGACGAAUGUUUUGACAAGUUUGCAGCAAUUCUUAAAGAGGUAGAAAUAGAGUUUCAGAAGCCGAGCAUCCUGUACAGUGAAUUGACCGAGAAUGGCGAGAAACCUUCCCUCACAACACGGAUUAGAAAUACCCCUCCCGACAACAAGUGUAAAUACAUCGAGGCUCUCCUUGCCGAAGUCAAUCAUUCCCUUUCUGUAAGGAAGGCUGACGCUGGAGAACAAGAGGUGAAUGUCAAGCUACUUCGCCGAGCGGGGAUCCCAGCUGCCGAGGUGUACAAGUCAACAGACGGGUCCCUCGAGUAUAUCUACCAACCUGGUGUCCCUAUGGACAAAUUCAUGGCAAGUAAUCCUAACGACCUGCCGGUGAUUAACGGUCUCGUUUUGUUGCACCAGCGGUACGUCGAAAUGGCUCAUGACGCAGGACUCAGUGUCCCAGAUCGUUGCCCUGGCAAUGCUAUUGUCAGCGGUGUUUCCAUAGCUGCUCUGAUGGACUUUGAUCUGGUUUAUAAAACUAGUGACGAUGAUCAAGAUCUAUUGUUUGCCUUCGAGGAGGUUUUCUCUACCUUCCAGUGCGUUGCAUGGAUCAAGGAUGCUUCUCUUCAACAGGAUCUUUCAAACCGACUGUGCUUUGCUGUUAUGGACAGGUACGGUGCGCUGGUGCCUCACAUUUGGUCUGGAAUGACCAAAUACUACAGCAGUCCGUCGAGGCAGGAGUCUUUGACGCGUCACGAUUGUAUGCGAGCGAUUGAAGCAAUGUCCAGGUCCUUCAGUAACCUACAGUGUGGAAUAAAGAAUGGUAGAUGAACACGAACAAUUUGAACAAUCUUACAGACCACCUAGACAGUAAUACAUAAUAUUUUUUCCUAAUAAUACUAGGGUGUAGGAAGCUUCUUCAUUAACUCUUUGGGUUGUAUUCCUGCACUCUACCACCAUAAUAAUUUACCCUUAUGUUUUUUCAUGUAUUAUUUUAUAUUGUUGUAAGUGGAAAUAAAAAACCUUGAACCUUGAA